This is a messenger RNA of Metarhizium acridum CQMa 102, 534 nucleotides long. NCBI's taxonomy places the organism in Eukaryota, Fungi, Ascomycota, Sordariomycetes, Hypocreales, Clavicipitaceae. The record is from RefSeq and is a predicted model, not a curated record.
AUGGUUCUGGCCGAGCUCGGGACGCCGCAUCUACAAAUCAUCGGGGGCAGGAACUGCGAGGGCGUGAUCAAGACGCCCGCGCACGAGGAGACGUUCAAGCUGGGCAAUAUUCUGGUCAAGGGCGUUCAUACGCCGUGCCACACGCAGGAUAGCAUCUGCUUCUUCAUGGAAGACGACUCAGGCAAGGCCGUAUUUACCGGCGACACGCUCUUUAUCAGUGGGUGUGGCAAGUUCUUUGAAGGAAACGCCGCCGAGAUGCACGAGGCAUUGAACAAGAGACUUGGCGCGUUGCCAAACGACACAGUCGUCUAUCCCGGGCACGAAUACACAAAGUCAAACGUCAAGUUUGCCAUGUCCGUACUGCAAAGCGAUGCCGUCAAGAAGUUGCAGGCCUUUGCGGAUACCAACCGCGUCACUACGGGCAAGUUUACCAUUGGCGACGAAAAGGACCCCAUUAUUCAAAAAGCCACAGGGGCAACAGACCCCGUCGAUGUCAUGGGCAAGCUCCGCGAGAUGAAGAACAACUUCAAGUGA